UGGAGGCAGCUACUUAGCUCAUCUUAUCAAGAAAAGGAGACGAGAUCUGCCCUAUUCAGUUGGCUUGUGGGAAAAAAAAGAAGCUUACUGCCGCUUGCUUAAGUAAAGAUCAGAGCUCAGAAAAGAGACUGUUUUUUUAGGACGGCUUACAAGACCUACAGCCACCACGCACUGGACUGCCUUUCUGUAAACACAGAGCAAGAUUUUUUUUGCCGAACUUUUAACAAGCUUUACACCGGGAGAAACUAUUUAUUUACUUUAAAAAAACAAACAAAACAAAAACAAAAAACCCCGUCAAGUUAUUAUUUGGUAAUUCGAACGAAUUCCGGACGUUGCAGAAUACGCAAGCACCUAUAAUUCCAUACUGAAUCUGUAUUUUAAUGAAACUUCGCAAAACUGAAAAGAUUAAAUCGUCAGACCAGACAAGGAUACUGCUGCUGCUCUGAAACCAGACGUCUUCGGCAGAGUUAAACAAAGUACUCACAGGGAGAAGAUGCCUCGUCCGGGGAGAAAUACUUACAGUGACCAGAAGCCACCUUAUUCGUACAUAUCUCUGACUGCCAUGGCCAUACAGAGUUCGCAAGAGAAAAUGCUCCCUCUCAGCGAAAUCUACAAGUUUAUCAUGGACAGAUUCCCGUAUUACAGGGAAAACACUCAAAGGUGGCAGAACUCUUUAAGACACAACCUGUCCUUCAACGACUGCUUUAUAAAGAUACCCAGGCGGCCGGACCAGCCGGGUAAGGGUAGUUUUUGGGCACUUCAUCCCAGCUGUGGCGACAUGUUCGAGAAUGGAAGUUUCUUAAGGCGCCGUAAACGCUUUAAGAUAAUGCUAUCAGAUCACCUGGCACCAUCCAAGCAAUCCGAUGCUGCCCAUUACCUACAGCAGCAGGCUAAACUGAGACUGAGUGCACUGGCAGCGACUGGCACCCACCUGCCCCAGAUGUCAUCUUACAACGUGGGGCUGUCGCAGCCGUCCACAUUCAAACACCCGUUUGCCAUCGAGAAUAUCAUCGCCAGAGAGUACAAGAUGCCAGCAGGAUUGACUUUUUCUGCCAUGCAAUCCAUGUCGGCUGGUUACCCGCUGCACAACCAGUUGACCAGUGCCUGGCCCCACAUGUACAGCACCAGUGUGAUAGACACAUCAGCACCCAUUUCAAUGGUCACCAAUGAAUACAGUGCCUACGGGAUGCCCAUCAAGCCUCUUUGCCACGGAGGACAGACUUUACCGGCCAUCCCGGUACCGAUCAAACCUACCCCGGCUGCAGUCCCAGGUCUGUCGACGCUGCCUCUACCUAUCCCCGCGAUCUUUUCGAACUGUCCUCCGUCUCUCAGCCCCACAUCCCCACAAACAGCAACCAGCCAAAGCAGUCCAGCUACCCCAAGCGAGACUCUAACAAACCCCACUUCAGCAUUGCAGUCUGUGGCUGUACACUGACACGGGCGGAUCGUCAGGACUUUAAAACCACAGGUUUUUACCAAUUCCAAAGUUUUUUUUUUUCUCUUUGAAAACAAACACAAAACGUCAUAUAAAAUCGCUCGGGCAAGGAAAUUGAGUGUUGCAUUUGUUUACACAUGUCUUGUUUCUGUUCCACUGUGAUUUUCAUUCGCAUCCUGUUUUUAAUAGUUCAAUGUUUAAUUUCAUUAUAUAGUUAACCACAGAGUUAUAACCAGUUUUAAAUAGGAUAUUCAUUUAACAAUCCCUGGUUAUUUUACUGUCAAUAUAGAAAAGAAGCCAAUGCCUCUAGUAGAUUUUUGUGUCUUAUGUUAGUGUGCUUGUAAAGUGUAUAAUUGCUAAUCACCUUGAACUUCUUAAGGAAUGCAUUUCCGUUUGUCAUUACGUUUUGGAACAGCCUCAAUGAUAACAGUUUAAAUGUAGAUGGUCAUUUGUUUAUUCAUUUAGCCACCCAAUAAACGCGUCCUCUUCUAAUGCGUAAUUUGGCAUUAAUGAAAGUGACAAUAGAUUAGAGUGGAUCGAAAAAGUUAAGAUGAUACAUUUAAUGUAAAUAAAAACGAAGUUAUCAGUGUUCUGUUAAACCUUAAUCCGGGUAUUAGGCUAAUGCCCAAAUAUAAGGGUCCAGUGAACUUGAAUGUGAACUCAGUUUUCUUGCUCUGCGUGCAAAAGUUAGAAACAGAUUUUUUUUUUUUUUUCAGAAUAUUUGUUGCAUUUUGUAUGCCAAAUACCUGGUAAGACUAAUAGCUAUCAUUGAUAUCCAUAGUUAUUUAAACAUGAACAAUCAUAUAGCAUUUCAUUAAAAUAUACACACUUGAAACGUGGGCUGGUGCUCUGUGCACUAAGAAAAAACACACUUGUAAAUUAUUGCAAAUAGGAGUGAUAUUAGCGUGUAAAAACGCCCUUUUUAAUUUCAUUGUUUUAGAAUUUCUGUAGUUUGCAGAAAAAAAAUGUUGUUCUGUGAACCAUUUAAGUUAAAAUAUGUAGUGACCACUUGUACGAAAUGGUGUAAAUGUUUCUCUUCUGUACAGAUAAAGCAUGUUAUUUCAAAACGUUGUGUUGUUGCUGCAAGCAUGCGUGCUUUUAAAAACUGUGCGAAAUGUCUGUAUAAACUUGGACAUCAAAAUAUUUUCUCCUUAAAACAUA
Molecule: messenger RNA, 2596 nt
Organism: Polyodon spathula (Mississippi paddlefish)
Lineage: Eukaryota; Metazoa; Chordata; Actinopteri; Acipenseriformes; Polyodontidae
Gene: foxb1a
Product: forkhead box B1a
Exons: 1
Coding region: 494-1435 (313 amino acids)
Biological process (GO): anatomical structure morphogenesis; regulation of transcription by RNA polymerase II; cell differentiation
Molecular function (GO): DNA-binding transcription factor activity, RNA polymerase II-specific; RNA polymerase II cis-regulatory region sequence-specific DNA binding
Source: RefSeq, a predicted model, not a curated record